AUGGCCGAAAGUCGUCCAGUCCAUCACGCGUUAUACCCUGAGACUAGCUUUAUGGCGGAAGAUCCCACUGCCACUCCCCGCGGUGGUGUCCGACUGAACAAGAUCGCUGAAUCAUGGGAAGAUGAAGACCUCUCCUCCGAAGAAGAGGAAGAAGAACAAGACAGCGACGCUGAGACUACCAUCACCGCACCGCGCAGCUACUCUCCCGCACUCUCCGUUGAUUCUCAGGCUCCUCCCCUUCAGCAUGGAAUCCGCGCGCCACCGCCAACCCCGAAUAUCUCCCGCCAGUCUAGCUGCCGUUCUACCACCAGCAACGCCUCACACGCCUCGUCUACCUACUCCAAACGCCCGGAGAAGCAGGCUGCUGUCGCCAACAGGAUGAUUGCCAGCGCCUUGGGGGUGCGUGCACCAAGAUCUGAGGCACAGAAAGCCUACGACCGCACCGUGAUUUCAAAUGAGAAGAAACGCCGUGAGAAGGAGAAACUUGCUGAGGAGCAGAAGCGUGAGGAGGCUGAGAAGGCAAAGGCUGCCAUCUGGGAUUCCUAA
Microsporum canis CBS 113480 is the source of this 546-nucleotide messenger RNA. RefSeq lists its product as hypothetical. The record is from RefSeq and is a predicted model, not a curated record. The transcript has 3 exons. Lineage: Eukaryota; Fungi; Ascomycota; Eurotiomycetes; Onygenales; Arthrodermataceae. The coding region runs from base 1 to 546 and encodes 181 amino acids.